AUGGUUUAUAUUCUUACGAAAAUGUCUAAAUUACGGUUUUCACAAUUCAAAUUUAUUACACGCUUAUGCACUUCAUCAGCUUAUUCAACAGUUAAUACUUCCGUGCCUCUUUCAGAGUUGAAAAACCGACACAGAAGUUUUAUAGAUAACCUCGAUACCUUUGUAAAGCAGUCGCCAAAGAAGUCAUGUUAUCAUUUAGUUAUCAUACCAGCAUCGGAGAUACAGUAUAUGGCGUAUCAUGUUCCAUAUCCAUUCCACCAGGACUCCAAUUUUUUCUACUUCACGGGACUGAAUGAACCAAAUGGAAUAUUUUUGGUUUGUAAAAAUGAAACUGAAGGAAACGAAAACGAUGCUUGUUGGUCAACUCAUCUGUUUCUUGAAAUGCAUAAUAAGCAUGCAGAGAUCUGGAAUGGUCCAACUUUAACAUUGUCAGAGGCAUCUUCAUUGACUGGGAUCAAACAUUGCUAUCCUUUAUACGACUUACGUAGUUUCCUGCACCACCAAGUUGCAUCCUCAUCAUCGCUUUGUGUUUGGUACAGUCCGUUAUCAUCUGACGAACCUUUUGAGCGUCCUCAAAAUAAAUUUGUCUUAGGAAACAUUUCAAAGUUUUUAAAAGAGAUAAACAACAAAAACGUUAGUUUUGAAAAUCCAGAGUAUAUUAUCGAUAAUCUUCGUUUCAAAAAGUCAAACUAUGAAAUUAGGCAGAUGAAACUGGCAGUUGUCGCAGCUAUCGAAUCGUUGGAAUCUGCUAUGCAAAUCACGAAACCAGGAAUAACGGAAACUUCUUUGCAAAGUCACAUUGAAUAUCAAAUGCGCAGUCGAGGUUGUUCUGUCGGAUAUCCACCUGUUGUUGCUGGAGGUUAUCGAACAAAUAUUAUCCAUUACAUGAGAAACAAUUCUGAAAUCAGAGAUGGAGAGCUUAUCUUGGUGGAUGCUGGCUGUCGUGUAAAUGGAUACACAUCCGACAUCACUAGAACUUGGCCAGUUAAUGGUUAUUUCUCACCAACUCAGAAAAUUGUACACGAGAUACUUCUUGAAAUUCAAAAAUCUUGCGCUUCUGUAGCCUCUCCUGAGAAAAGUUUGCAAGAUUUGUAUAAUCAUAUGUUAUCAGAAAUUGGACGACAUCUGGUUAAUGAACGUAUAAUUCCAGACCAAGAUAAACUAUAUGUGGCGCAAAAAGUUUGUCCACACCAUGUCGGGCAUUACCUUGGCCUGGAUGUGCAUGAUACUCCAACAAUACCAUACACGAGACGUCUUCAAGCGGGUGUGGUCUUUCCUUUAGAACCAGGUAUAUAUUUCAGGAGUGAUCUGGCUAACUUAGGCAUAUCUAAGGAGUUCAUGGGCAUCGGUAUGAGAGUAGAGGAUGAUUUCGUUAUGACAAAUGAUGGUUCUAUUCAGAAUCUGAAACACGUAGAACUUGACAAAAGCUAA
This is a messenger RNA of Trichobilharzia regenti, 1431 nucleotides long. Lineage: Eukaryota; Metazoa; Platyhelminthes; Trematoda; Strigeidida; Schistosomatidae. The record is from the annotation of a GenBank genome assembly.